This is a messenger RNA of Paramecium octaurelia, 1400 nucleotides long. The record is from the annotation of a GenBank genome assembly. NCBI's taxonomy places the organism in Eukaryota, Ciliophora, Oligohymenophorea, Peniculida, Parameciidae.
GUUAAAUUUCAAAUCAAUGUACAAAAACUAAAAAUACUUCUACGAUGCAUUAAAAGUACGAGAUAAUCGUGAUCCUACAUAUAGUGUUAAUCUUCCUUCGCAUUCUCCAAAGAUGCCAUUUAAGCGACCUUUUUAAGCAGAAAGCAUUAAUCGAUCAAUGGAGAACAACAAGUGUCGUUACUCUGAAAAGCAUCUCGAUUAGAGUCCUAAUUAAAAACUGAAAGCAGUUUAACAGCCAGCUUAUUUUAGUCAAGAAGGUUUGUUACUAACAAGAAAUAGCAAAUUGCCAAAUUACGAACCCACUCGUUGUUCUAGCAAUGAAAACGGUAUCAUUAGAGCCUAUGCUGCAAACACUAACUAAGGGAUUGUGAGAGAUUACAAUGAGGACAGAGUAUCUAUAAUAUUGAAUAUCGUUAAACCCUAAAAUAGACAACAUGAGAAUUGGCCAAGAUGUUCCUUCUUUGGUGUCUAUGAUGGUCAUGGUGGCUCUACAUGUGCAGAUUUCUUAAGGGAUAAUUUACAUCAAUUCGUAAUAAAGGAAUUAGAUUUUCCUUGGAAUCCAUAUGAAGCACUAAGAAAAGGUUUCGCAGCAGCAGAAUAAUACUUCUAAGACUUUGCAAUAUCUCAAUUCAACAAAGGAAUAGCCGAAAGAAGUGGGUCUUGUGCAAUUGUGGCUUUAUUAGUAGGUGAUGUUUGUUAUGUUGCAAAUGUUGGGGAUAGCAGAGCAGUGUUAUGUGGUGGUAAUAAUAAAUCAGCAUUGCCAUUGUCACGAGAUCACAAGCCUUGUGAUGAACUUGAAAAACUGAGAAUAUAGAAGGCCGGUGGGAAGAUAUAUUAGUAAUCAAUUUAAUUAUAAAUUAAGAACAUAAUAAUAAUAAGAUGAUCAAUAAGUAUUUGUUGGACCUCUAAGAGUGUUACCUGGAAGGCUAUCAGUGAGUAGGACUUUUGGAGAUAUUGAGGCCAAAUUAGAAAGAUUUGGAGGUAAACCAAAUGUUGUUGUUGCAGAACCAGAACUAAGAAGCUUUAAAAUUCAAGAGGAUCAUCAGUAUAUUGUACUUGCUAGUAAUAUUUUGAUAUAUAAUUUAGGUGAUGGAAUAUUUGAUAAAAUGUCAUCGAAUGAAGUCGUGGAGAUCAUGACUAAAGAAUUAGAUGCUAAUUCUAAUAUACAUCAAGGCUGUAGCAUUGGAGUAGAAUAGGUUUUGAAGGAAAGUAUCAAUAGGAGAACUUUGGAUAAUAUUACUGUUGUUGUGGUGGCUUUCUAGGGGGAACAGAUGAAAAGAACGAAGAAUGAGAUUGUCAAAAGAAAUUAAAUUAAGAAAACAGUGUAGGCUGUGUUAGGCAAUUAGGAAGAUUAAGAGAACACUCCUGGAUUAAUUAAUACGUAUAAACGAUAUAUUUGA